Molecule: messenger RNA, 327 nt
Organism: Acytostelium subglobosum LB1
Lineage: Eukaryota; Evosea; Eumycetozoa; Acytosteliales; Acytosteliaceae
Exons: 2
Coding region: 1-327 (108 amino acids)
Source: RefSeq, a predicted model, not a curated record
AUGAGCUCUACAAUCAAACAUCCAGAAACAUUCUCAAGCGAGGAUGAGUAUCCCUUUAUGAGGAUAAAUAGAACUUUCAAGGUGUUCACAGGUAUUGGAAUGGGUAUUCUAUUUGGUUGUUUGGUUAACGUUCUGUCGAAGCGUCCAUACCUCAACCGUCCACACAUUCACGUCACUGCUGCCACUGCACUCGGUGUGAUCAACUACAAGUCAUACGAUCUCCAAGAGUCACUGCACAAGAAGAACUUCACCGUCCUGGCCAAGUAUCAGGAUCGUUUGAAGAGACAGGAGUUUGUCAAGAGCGAGAUUGCCAAGUCAGAGCUUUAG